UGGGGCCGCGGACCGGCCCGAACGGCGGCCCCUGGGGCGGCGGGAGUCCGCGGCUCAGCUCCGGGCUCCGGGAAGCCUUCCAGUCCCCAGCCCCCAUCCUUCCCCCAAGUCCCGGGCUCCGCGGAGUGUAAACAGCCCGACUCCAGCCGGGCUGGGGGCGGGUCCGGUCAGGGGAAUCGAGGCUAUAAAAGCCCACAUAGUCCCUCCGGUGCCCCAGAAUGCCCACUGGCGUUUUCGGAGUGACGUCACGGCCUUCACUCUGACGUCACGUUGAGCAUACGACGUCGUACACAACUCCUAAGCCCAGGCGCGCCAGAGCCCUCUGGUCGAAACCGCGAGCUUUCUUUUGGUGAAGCCACUUGUGCGCGUCCCAGGACUGUGGGCAGGGGCCUAAGAGUGGUGCACCGCCAACUUAUCUGGGGACCCCCUCCCCUUUCUUCCUGCUCCUCUCCUGGCUCCCCCUGAGCGGUCCGCGAAGGCCGGGGGAGGGGCGGGAACGCCUCCGGAGGCCCGGCCCCGCCCCCGCCCCGCCUCUAGCCCGCAAGGCCAGGAAGCGCGGAAGGAACCGCCGGGGGCCAUGGACGGGGCUGUGAUGGAAGGGCCGCUCUUUUUGCAAAGUCAGCGUUUCGGUACCAAGAGAUGGAGGAAGACCUGGGCCGUGCUCUAUCCUGCCAGUCCCCACGGCGUAGCGCGGCUCGAGUUCUUUGACCACAAGGGGUCGGGCGCUGGAGGGGGCCGAGGGGGCUCGCGCCGCCUGGACUGCAAGGUGAUCCGUCUGGCAGAGUGUGUGAGCGUGGCCCCCGUGGCUGUGGAGAGCCCCCCUGAGCCCGGCGCUUCAGCUUUCCGCCUGGACACUGCGCAGCGCUCCCACCUGCUGGCGGCCGACGCGCCGUCCAGCGCCGCCUGGGUGCAAACGCUCUGCCGAAACGCCUUUCCGAAAGGCAGUUGGGCUCUGGCGCCUGAGAACCCACCCAAGCUUUCUGCCUUGGAGAUGCUGGAGAACUCGCUGUAUAGCCCCACCUGGGAAGGAUCACAGUUCUGGGUAACCGUACAGAGGACUGAAGCCGCUGAGCGCUGUGGCCUGCAUGGCUCCUAUGUGCUGAGGGUGGAGGCUGAGAAGCUGACUCUCCUGACCAUAGGGGCCCAGGGUCAGAUACUGGAGCCACUCCUUUCCUGGCCUUAUACUCUGUUGCGCCGCUAUGGCCGGGACAAGGUCAUGUUCUCUUUUGAGGCUGGCCGCCGCUGCCCUUCAGGCCCUGGAACCUUCACCUUCCAGACAGCACAGGGGAAUGAUAUCUUUCAGGCGGUUGAAACUGCUAUUCACCGGCAGAAGUUCCAGGGAAAGGAUGGUCAAGGGCAGGACAGUCUCAGAGCCGAUUCCCAUGAAGGAGAAGCGGCAGAAGGGAAGUUGGUGUCCCUCCCUGGCGCUCAGGAACUCCCGGGCACUCCUCCGGCCCUGUAUGCUGAACCCUUAGACUCACUGCGCAUUCCUUCAGGCCCUUCCCAGGAUUCCCUAUACUCAGACCCCCUGGACAGCACCUCUGCUCGGGCAGGGGAGGCGGCACAGUUAAAGAAACCUCUUUACUGGGACUUGUACCAGCAUGUGCAGCAGCAGUUGCUGAAGGCCAAGCUGACAGACCCCAAAGAGGACCCCAUCUAUGAUGAACCUGAGGGCCUGGCCCCAGCUGCUCUCCGGGGCCUUUAUGAUUUGCCUCAGGAGCCCAAGGAUGCAUGGUGGUGCCAGGCUCGAGUGAAGGAGGAGGGCUACGAGCUCCCCUAUAACCCUGCCACUGAUGACUAUGAAGUGCCACCGCCUCCUCGGAGCACAAAGCCCCUCCUGGCUCCCAAGCCCCGGGGCCGGCCCUUCCCUGAGCCUGGAGUUGCAGCUGGUGGCGGUGGCAGUGGCGGUGGCGGUGGCAGAGGCCACAGUUCAGACACUGUCCUGUACAGCCAGGUCCAAAAGAGCGGUGGUACCCCGGGGAGCUGGGACUGUGGGCUGUCCAGGGCAGGGGCUGAAGGGACCAAGGCCAAGGCAGAGAGCUCCACAUGAGAGGGCGAAACUGGGGACACUGUGGGAGGACCACGGGAAGGUGGCACUGGGGAUCAAAGAUACUUGUUAGGACCUGCAGGAACCAGAGGGCCGGAAGGUCCUGUGUGAGCCAGCCCAGGGCACCAGGGGGACCAGGGGAGUCAAGGGGAGGAUGAUCAAUCUCAAGAAGUUCUGAAAGUGGGACAGGUGGCAGGGGUGAGGGAUAGGACUUGGGAGAGACCGGCACCCCUAAGUCAUCCUCCCCAAAGGAAUGGACAGCGCUGGACCAGGUCUAUGAAGAGGGGUGCUUGCUCUGAGCUGGUGCAGUCAAAGGGGCCUGCAUGGAGGCUACAGGGAGCUGCUGAACUGUGCCUGGAUCCUGACCCCUGCAUUGUUCUUUGCCAGAGACAUAGAUUUUAAAAAGUUUAUUCUCAUUAAAGUCAGUUUGGGUUUAA
This is a messenger RNA of Prionailurus viverrinus (fishing cat), 2484 nucleotides long. It is a transcript of the gene DOK1, whose product is annotated as docking protein 1. Gene Ontology annotation, cellular component: cytoplasm. Bases 578 to 2050 code for a protein of 490 amino acids. NCBI's taxonomy places the organism in Eukaryota, Metazoa, Chordata, Mammalia, Carnivora, Felidae. Gene Ontology annotation, biological process: positive regulation of MAPK cascade; cell surface receptor protein tyrosine kinase signaling pathway. The transcript is spliced from 5 exons. The record is from RefSeq and is a predicted model, not a curated record.